AAGGGUUUAAGGCGGCCACAGCCUCCGGUUGGUUUCACCUAUCCUCCGUUGUACUCUCUUCAAACUAAAAUGCCCUAUUUUUCGCCAUUUUUGGCUCUCGAAUGCCUGAUUUCCUAAUUUAAUUUCUCUCUUCAACGAAUUGUCAUACUGAUCACAUUUUGUGGUCUCUUUUGCUCGUCAAUCCAGUUGAUUCACCCAUCGCAAUAUGUGGAGACAUCUAUCGAAACAGUCCUGUUUGAGAAGAUUCAAGAUUUUAAAAGAAUCCCACCCAUCAAUCAAUGCGUUUAGCGCUGUCAAAUACUCUCAGAAUUCUAUCCUUUGUGAAGAGGACAUGCAGUUUCAGCCCCAAAUCGGUGUAAAUACAGGCAGCUCAGGAUUGGGUUUUUUCCAAGGUACAAUCUUACGACGGGAGCACGAUGUGGGCCCUCCUAAAUAUGGUUUCCCUAGUGAUUCUCUUAGAUUUACAAGAGGUUAUGCCGCUGCAGCUGAGGCUUUAGUGUCCACGUCCGAAGAAGAGGUCGACGAAAUUCAGGAAUUGGUGGAAGAGCUUAACAAAGAAAUCGAUGCAAAAAGCCCAGAAAUCCAGGGGCGGAGGCAGCAGCAAAAAAUGGUGGGAGGAAUGGGAUUAGGGAAAUACAACAUUCUUAGGAGGAGGCAGAUCAAGGUGGAGACGGAGGCAUGGGAGGAGGCAGCGAAAGAGUACCAAGAGCUUUUAGUUGACAUGUGUGAGCAGAAAUUGGCUCCUAAUUUGCCUUACAUCAAGUCAUUGUUCUUGGGGUGGUUUGAGCCUUUGAGGGAUGCCAUUGCUGCUGAGCAAGACACAUGUCAGGAAGGAAAAAACCGGGCCGCGUAUGCACCUUAUUUUGAUCAAUUGCCUGCAGAUAUGAUGGCAGUUAUUACUAUGCAUAAGUUGAUGGCAUUGUUGAUGACUGGAGGAGGCAAUGGCAGUGCCAGAGUUGUACAAGCUGCAUGUCAUAUUGGUGAAGCCAUUGAACAUGAGGUUAGGAUUCAUAAGUUUUUGGAGAAUUGCAAGAGGAAAAAUUCAUUAAAUAGAACUUGUGAUGAAGAACCUGCUGCGGCUAAGGAGCAAGAGAGACUAAGGAAAAAGGUCCAGCUUUUGAUGAAGAAACAAAAAGUACACCAAGUCAGGAGAAUUGUGAGCCGACAAGAUGAUUUGAAGGCCUGGGGACAGGAUGCUCAAGUCAAGGUCGGCUGCCGUUUGAUUCAGUUAUUAAUGGAUACUGCCUACAUACAACCCCCGGUUGAUCAGAUGGAUGAUACCCCUCCUGAUAUUCGUCCUGCAUUUGUGCACACGCUCAAAUCUGUUGAAACAUUGAAAGGGACCAGGAGGUAUGGGGUGAUUGAGUGUGAUCCUCUAGUUCGCAAAGGGCUGGAAAAAACUGCAAGGCACAUGGUGAUGCCAUAUAUGCCAAUGUUGGUUCCUCCACUAAAUUGGACAGGGUAUGAGCGUGGUGCUUAUCUAUUUCUACCAUCAUAUAUUAUGCGAACACAUGGUGCAAAACAACAACGGGAGGCUGUUAAAAGAACUCCAAAAGAACAGUUAGAACCAGUCUAUCAGGCACUCAACACUCUUGGCAAUACUAAAUGGAGAGUGAAUAAAAGAAUACUGAGUCUUGUGGACAGAAUCUGGGCUAACGGAGGUCAGCUUGCCGACUUGGUAGAUCGUGAAGAUGUCCCUUUACCAGAGGAACCUGAUACAGAAGAUGAAUCAGAAAUAAAGAAAUGGAGGUGGAAAGUUAAAACUGUUAAAAAGGAGAACAGUGAAAGGCAUUCACAGCGGUGUGAUAUAGAACUCAAACUUACUGUGGCCAGAAAAAUGAAGGACGAAGAAGGAUUUUACUACCCUCACAAUUUAGAUUUCCGAGGGCGUGCAUAUCCCAUGCAUCCGUAUCUGAAUCAUCUUGGUUCUGAUCUCUGCCGAGGAAUAUUAGAAUUUGCAGAAGCUCGUCCGCUUGGCAAGUCAGGCUUACGCUGGUUAAAAAUACAUUUAGCAAAUUUAUACGGUGGUGGCGUUGACAAAUUCCCAUACGAGGGUCGGGUAUCAUUUACUGAAAACCAUCUGGAGGAUAUAUUUGACUCUGCUGAUCGGCCUCUUGAAGGGAGACGAUGGUGGUUAGGUGCGGAGGAUCCUUUCCAAUGCUUGGCCACUUGCAUGAGCCUAUCUGAGGCAUUAAGAAGUCCAUAUCCUGAAACUGCACUCUCACAUAUUCCUGUCCACCAGGAUGGUUCGUGUAAUGGCUUGCAACACUACGCUGCUCUUGGAAGGGAUACGCUUGGAGCAGCUGCAGUCAAUCUUGUUGCAGGAGAUAAGCCGGCUGAUGUUUAUUCAGGGAUUGCUGCAAGAGUUCUUGAGAUAAUGAAGACAGAUGCUGCUGGAGACCCUGCCAUUGAUCCCAAUGUCAACCGUGCUAGGCUACUAAUUGACCAGGUGGAUAGAAAGUUAGUCAAGCAAACAGUCAUGACAUCAGUGUAUGGUGUCACAUACAUAGGUGCACGUGACCAAAUCAAGAGGAGGUUGAAGGAGCGUCAUGCUAUGGAUGAUGAUGCGGAGUUGUUUGCCUGUGCUUGCUACGCUGCAAGAACCACCUUGACUGCCUUAGGAGAAAUGUUUGAGGCUGCAAGAGGCAUAAUGGGCUGGUUGGGAGACUGUGCAAAGAUUAUAGCAACAGAAAACGAACCAGUUCGUUGGACGACACCACUUGGACUCCCUGUUGUCCAGCCUUACCGCAAAUUAGGAAAGCACAUGAUUAAGACUUCCCUUCAGGUUUUAACACUUCAACGCGAAACUGAUAAGGUGAUGACCAAGCGGCAGAGAACGGCUUUUCCUCCGAAUUUCGUGCAUUCUCUUGAUGGCUCACAUAUGAUGAUGACUGCCAUUGCUUGCUCCCAAGCAGGCUUAAGUUUUGCAGGAGUGCAUGAUUCAUAUUGGACUCAUGCUUGUGAUGUUGAUCAAAUGAACAAGAUUCUAAGAGAGAAGUUUGUUGAGCUGUAUGACGCACCUAUUUUGGAGAAUUUGUUGGAGAGUUUCGAGAAGUCAUUCCCAGGCCUAAACUUCCCUUCGUUGCCAGAACGAGGAGACUUCGAUCUGAAGGACGUUCUCGACUCCACCUAUUUCUUCAACUAGACAAUACAGAUAUUUGCUUAUCAUUCUUUGAAUAGCUUUCUUAUCAUUUCAUUACCAUGACACCCCGACUUUCUUGGAUCAUUACUGCUGCCAGUACCGUCUAUAUUGCUCUGGAAGAUCUCCGAAUAGCGGGCUUGCACGCCUCUGACCGUGUUUCUAGGUACUGAUACUUGCAGCUUUGAUCAGAAUAAGACGAAGCUUGGAUGCUAAUACCGGGUGGAAAAAUUUAUAAUGCACGAAGUCGCAAGUUCCUUUGGUUGCUACUCGUGGGAGCCGUGUUGUAGUUGAAGGAAGCAAGGCCUGUGCUUGUACAUGGAAAAACUAGGAGUGGAAGUUGAGCUAAAUUCGUGUAUAUAUGUUUCAGAUUGAUGCAGGAGAUAAAUGAGUUUACUAGAGAUGUAGAUCACAGUGGAUCUGGUCAGUUCUAUAGAUAAAUUCUGAAUCAUUAGGAUCUUAUUAAUGUAUGUUUUUUGUAGGAAGAGUAUGCAGCAAUGCUUCAAGAGUAAUUUCUAAGCAAUUUUACAUACAUCAAAGUUUUGUAAUUGAUGAUGGUCAGUAUACUUGGGUUUCCCUCGAAUAAGCCUGUAAAUGGCAUCUUCUUGACA
Salvia miltiorrhiza (redroot sage) is the source of this 3750-nucleotide messenger RNA. RefSeq names its product DNA-directed RNA polymerase 1, mitochondrial-like. The transcript is spliced from 19 exons. The record is from RefSeq and is a predicted model, not a curated record. Gene Ontology annotation, molecular function: DNA-directed RNA polymerase activity; DNA binding. Gene Ontology annotation, cellular component: mitochondrial DNA-directed RNA polymerase complex. Gene Ontology annotation, biological process: mitochondrial transcription. Bases 206 to 3145 code for a protein of 979 amino acids. Lineage: Eukaryota; Viridiplantae; Streptophyta; Magnoliopsida; Lamiales; Lamiaceae.